GUCGUUUCCUCUCACCUCCCCGACUCCUACUCCUCCUCGGAUUCGAAUGAAUUAGCGACAAUUAGCUUAAACUCACCGUCGCUCACCUCCCCGACUCCUACUCCUACUCGGAUUCCAAUUCUAUAUAAACCCCCCCUAACUCACAUCAAAACCCAUGGAUUCUUCUUCUUCUUCUUCGCCUGCAGUUCCUUCUUCUCCUCCUUCGAAAUCGCCGUCGCCAUUGCUUCCAUACAAUGAAGACGGAACCCAUCCUUGUUUGCCGUUAGGGUUUCUAUUUCACCCGACCGGCGAUGUCGUCAUCAGGCAUUUUUUGCGCAACAAAGUUUUGGGAGCGCCAUUACCAAUUAACCCAAUCAAAGAGAUUGAUGUCUAUCUCUUUGAACCUGAUGAACUCCCCAUUACUAUCUCUGAUAGUGAUGAGCGUUGGAUGUAUUUCUUCGUGUACAUGACUGAGGAGAACUCAGACCGUUCCACCCCGAAAGGCUAUUGGAAGUUAGAUGUGAGCGAUGAGCUCAUCAAGGAUCCUGAUACCAAAGAAAUCAUCGGGUUGAAGAACACAUUUAUCUACUAUAGGAAAGAACUUGGACCAAAUGGGCGGUACAAGAUCAAAUGGACCAUGCAAUAAUUUCGAGCAACCAAUAUAGAGAACCUUAAAGAUCCCAAGGUGAGAUACUAUCUCUUCUUGCAAGUUAAAAAAAAUUAUUCUCUUGUGAUGUAUAGUUUGUGCUAAUGUGCGAUCAUUUUCUUCCUUGUAGAUGAAAAAUUGGGUUGUUUGCGAAAUACAAACAGUGAUUCCUCCGGAAUAUGAGGCGAAGGUUUCGAAGAGGGGUAAAAAGAGAAAUCGUUUACAUAAGCAGUAAGAAGUAUUUCCCUUCUUUGAGAAGGGGAAUCAUCAUGUAUUUCCUUUCUUUGAGAUAGUCAAUAUUUUAUCAUGGUCUUUCAGUUGAUCAUGAAAUUUUAUAGUAGUUGAAAGGAAAUUUAAAGCCAGUUAUCUUUUGUUUCUUUUUUAUUUUCUUUUAACAUUUGUAGUUUGAUGUUGAUUGGGCUAUUUGCCCAUAGCAAUUAGUUCAAUAAGAUAUUACUUGUAACUAUUUGUUGCCCUUUUCUUAAUCAAUGAUGAAUGCUUCAAGUCAAAACAGGCGGUUAUGUUUUUUUUCCCGGAUGAAAGCUUUGUUUUUUCCCUGUUAUUAUUUUAGCGUUUAUUGCUCAAUUUUGAACUGCAUUUUAAUUUCUUGACUUCAGUAUAAAAACAAACUUUUGCAACCUCAAAUCCUUCUUAAAAAGGUUCUUCACUUCUGAACUUCUGUCGAUCUGCUCUGCUGAAUCUAAACAAUCAAAUCUCGAAUAACAGUUUUUAUUCGAGAUAUCUAAACUGUUAUUCGAGGAAGUUCAGAAGUGAAGAAACCUUUUUAAGAAGGAUUUGAGGUGGCAAAAGUCUGUUUUUUUACUGAAGUCAAGAAAUUAAAAUGCAAUUCAAAAUUGAGCAAUAAACACUGAAAUAAUAACAGGGAAAAAA
This is a messenger RNA of Asparagus officinalis (garden asparagus), 1516 nucleotides long. Its product is annotated as NAC transcription factor NAM-B2-like. The record is from RefSeq and is a predicted model, not a curated record. Gene Ontology annotation, biological process: regulation of DNA-templated transcription. NCBI's taxonomy places the organism in Eukaryota, Viridiplantae, Streptophyta, Magnoliopsida, Asparagales, Asparagaceae. Gene Ontology annotation, molecular function: DNA binding. The transcript is spliced from 2 exons. The coding region runs from base 155 to 625 and encodes 156 amino acids.